Leptosia nina is the source of this 927-nucleotide messenger RNA. Lineage: Eukaryota; Metazoa; Arthropoda; Insecta; Lepidoptera; Pieridae. The record is from the annotation of a GenBank genome assembly.
AUGUCGAAGAAUAAGAUCGCCGCUCGAAUCGACAGCCAAAGUGUUGAAGUUAAGACUAAGUUUGAUGCAGAGUUCCGACGUUUCUCACUAAACAAAUCUGAAAAACUAAAAUAUGACGACUUCAAAGCAUUAAUAGAGAAACUUUAUAGACUACAUGAUGUAGCUUUUCUCAUCAGUUACACAGAUCCUCGGGAUGGAGAUCUCUUGCCCAUCAAUAAUGAUGAUAACUUAGCUCGAGCUUUACUUACUGCUAGGCCUUUAUUAAGAGUUAUUAUUCAAAGGAAAGGAGACAGCCUUGAAGAACUUAACGGCUAUGGAACUAUGCGACCUAGGAAUAUUAUAUCGUCUAUACUGAGCGGAACGCCGGCUAAGAACAAGGGCCUCGCUAUAUCCAACCCACAUGACUUUAGGAUGGUGUCGGCGAUAAUAGAUGUAGACAUAGUACCAGAAACCUGCAGACGAGUGAAAUUGUUAAAGCACGGGUCUGAUAGGCCUUUAGGAUUUUUUAUAAGAGAUGGAACCUCAGUCAGGGUGACCCCGAAUGGCGUGGAGCGGUCACCUGGUAUCUUCAUAUCACGACUGGUACCGGGUGGUCUGGCUGAAUCGACUGGUUUGCUCGGGGUGAACGAUGAAGUUCUAGAAGUCAACGGCAUUGACGUCUCCAACAAGACAUUGGACCAGGUAACAGACAUGAUGGUAGCAAACUCUUCAAACCUCAUAAUCACAGUGCGCCCCGCGAACCAACGAGCUGGAUUACCAGUUGUGGAAGCGAGUCGCAAUUCACAGCCUUCGAGCGAGCCGGACGAAGACAGAUUUGACCAAGAAGACCAAGAUGAGAUAGUAGAUCUUACAGCGGUGACUCUUCAAGACCAAGAACCCACUUACCAGCCGCUAACAAAGGACGAUGGUCAGAUAUUGCAUCUCUAG